Molecule: messenger RNA, 822 nt
Organism: Macrosiphum euphorbiae (potato aphid)
Lineage: Eukaryota; Metazoa; Arthropoda; Insecta; Hemiptera; Aphididae
Source: the annotation of a GenBank genome assembly
AUGUCUCGUCCCGAACAUUUAGCUCCUCCUGAAAUCUUUUAUAAUGACGAUGAAGCAAGGAAGUAUACCCAAAAUUCCCGGAUGAUUAACAUUCAAUUAGAAAUGGCUGAAAGAUGUAUGGAAUUGUUGAUGUUGCCAGAAGACGAAACCUGUUUGCUAUUAGAUUUGGGAUGUGGUUCUGGUCUAAGUGGCAGUAUUGCUGAAGAUUCAGGUCAUAUUUGGUUUGGCAUGGACAUUUCAGGCUCCAUGUUAAAAAUAGCAAAAGAAAGAGAAGUCGAAGGUGAUUUAUUGUUGGCAGACAUUGGGGAUGGUGUUCCAUUUCAACCUGGUACAUUUGAUGGCGCCUACAGUGUAAGCACAUUACAAUGGUUAUGUAAUGCAGAUAAAUCAUCACAUAAACCUGCAAAAAGGUUAUACACUUUGUUUUCAACAUUAUUAGCUUGCUUGAACCGCAAUGCAAGAGCAGUAUUUCAAUUUUAUCCAGAAAAUGUACAUCAAACAGAUUUGGUUGUAUCACAAGCGAGAAAAGCUGGAUUUUUUGGAGGAUUGUUGGUUGAUUUUCCUGAUAGUACUAAAGCUAAAAAAUACUUUCUUGUUUUGAUGACUGGUGGUGCUAUGCCCAUGCCUCCAGCACUUGGAACAGACAAUUCACAAAUUAAUUAUACAUCAAAAAGAGAAAAAAUGACAAAAGGGCGUGCUUCAAAAUUAGUAAAAAAAAGUAGAGAAUGGAUCUUAGAAAAAAAAGAAAGGAGAAGACGUCAAGGAAGAAAUACUAGAGAAGAUACCAUGUACACAGGACGAUCAAGGAGUGGACGGUUUUGA